AACCGCUCGCUGUCCGUCCCGUCCUGCCAGUCGUGCGCGAGAAGUUCGAUCAGAUCGGACGAGUUUUUCGGAUUCGGAUUGAGUUUUUGUGGUGAUUGCUAGCUCUCAAUGGGCUCCACUGGAAAACGAACUUCAGUGUGAAUGAUGGAAGAAAAUCUUCAUUUUAUUUAGUGCGGAAAUCAAUUGGUUUUGUAGUGUUUCCGUGGGCAAUAGUUUGAGCUUUGGCAAGAGUGGGAUUUGGAAGCAGGUGGUUCAAGGUUAACAACAGGAAGAAAGAAAGAAAGAAAGAACUCCCCAAGCAGGAGCAGGAACAGAAUAGGAAAAUUUGCUGCAGUAGGAUUGUGGGGGGCGAGGAGGUGACAGGGUGUGGGCCAUGAGACGGAUGAAGCAGCAGUAGUGUUGUUUUUCUGAAUUCCCUAAAUGGUUCCUCUACGGAGUGGAAAAGAUAGAAGGAUUCCUACCUAGUGCUAGUUCUAGAUGGAAGAAUAUCCUGCUGACUAGUUGUGGAAUCGUUACGGUUCGGAAUUCCGGGUGCAGUUCCGUGGGGGAGAAUUAUGAUAGAAGUGCAGAAACGAAGACUAAAGGCUAAACGACGGAGACGAAGGCAAAGCAGCUUUGAAGGGCAGGGAGUGCUUCUGGGUUAAACAACCGAAAGAAAAAAUCCGAAAAAAACAGGAAACUAGGAAUUUUCCUGCUAGGGAAAUAGCCGGAAGAGGCACGAAGAAAAAAUUACGUCGACAGCGGUGUUGUUAUUAAGUGUGCAGGGGCAGUGCCAAGAAAGUUGCCACAGGGCGAUUCCCCAGUCAUGGAUGUGGCAAAGCUGUUUUCCGAUUUGGAGUCCAAUAGCCCUGCCCUGGUGGAUGAGGCCAAAAAGCGGUUCAACGAGCUGUUCGCAAGCACGCGUGAGCCAUGGUUCGCACACUACAUGAUGGACUAUUUUGGCCAAACGUCGUCGAUCCGCGUCGUGGACAUCCUGGUCAAGGUGCAAACCCCGCACGACAAGUUCAUACUGGACAAGCUGACCGAAUGGAUCCGCAGCGGGUCGAACAAGAUGCUGGCGUUGACCCUGUUCGGACACAUCAUCCAGAAGCGACCAACGUGGCUGUACAAGGUGGGCAACCAUCUGCUGGUGAAGGAAGUCCUGAAGCAGUCCAAAAUGGAGCGGGAGAUCAUACCGUUGAUUAGUGCUGUGCUGUGCAUUAUCGAUUUGCUGCCGGUCAUUCCGCUGGUAAUGGGCAUGUUCGUGCAUGAUCUGUUCGAAAUAUUCAACUACUUGGCGACGUUCGAUCGGAACACGUCCGUAAGCCUGCCGGAGGAUCAGCUGAUCCAUCUGCAGUUUGUUCUUUAUGAGCUGUUCAACCGGCUGUACGGAAUGUAUCCUUGUAACUUCGUUAUGUUCCUGAAGCAGGAAUAUCGCGGUGACAAACAAGCGGUUUUCCAACAUACGAUAAAACCACUGUUGGGCACGGUUAAGAUCCACCCGCGUUUGGUAUCUUCGGAUAAGGAAAGUGAAAUCAACCAAGUUCGAUGGAGGAAUAUGGAACCGCAUGAUGUAGUGAGCGAAUGUGCUCGAAUGUCGUUGGAUUACAUGGGCAAACCGCAAGAGAUACAGAACAAUCAGCUGAUUGGCAGUGAAUGUCCUUGCUAUGCAACACCUAUGAAACCGGUAGAGUUCAAUGCCAUGACGGCGACGAUAGAUUUGCAAUGGAAGGCUACGGUGAACUACUUCAACAAGUCCUCAACCGACGAGAAGCUUAGCACCAUAGCCGUACAAAACUCAUUUUGGUCCCCGAGUAACAUGAUGCAACCGACACCACCCCCUGGCCCAGCAACUGUUCCCCACACUCCCAAUCCAACCCCCAGCUAUACAAUUCCUUCAAUAUCGGGACCUCUUCUACCGGCGGCUGACGGUGCUUCCCCACCGGAAGCAGCCGUCGAAGCCACUCCGGAAACCACACCGAUGAAGGAUAUCGUCAAACCGAUUCGUCCGUACCCCAUGAAUUCGGGCGCGGUACGAGCAAUCCUGAACACUAGCCAACCUUCGUCACCGAUCAAGAAGGAAUCCACCAGCCAUUUUAACUUCAACGAGAAAAGCAUCAUCACAUCACAGAAGCUACUCCGAAUGGUGAACGAUCGGAAUCACUCAGUGAUGCAGAUAUCGUCUGGCAACUCGAACACCACCAUUACCACGACGACAGCAACCUCGACAACUAGCAACAGUGUGCCUUCUAGUCCGCUUCCGAUCGAUCAACCGACGUUCGAAAUCUCCCGGGUGUCUCAAAAGGUCGCAAACCUCAAGUUGACACCGGGCGGAACGGUUAUCACCCCACGGUACGAUUCGCCUUCGAUCAUGCAGUUGUCGGAUUCGACCCAAGAGGAUCAGGAAGUGACCGACAUCAAUAGCCAUCUGCUGCAGGACCAACCGCAGCAACAAUUACAGCCACCUACAGCACCUGUGCAGCACCCCAUGAAAGAGGCCUUCGAUGCUGAAGAUUUCGAACAGGAAGAAGGUUCGCCAUGUUCGGCCGGUGGACUGCAUUUCAAAAGCUCUCAGUCGAUGAUCAAUUUCACUCGAAAACGGUACCGGAUGCACAGUCAGUGCCUGGUGGAUUCUGACCCCAGUUACAGCACCGGGACGUCCCCAGCAGAUACCAGCAACUACAUGCUAAAGAAUAGCGUCGGAAUCAGUACUACGAGGAGUGCUGUUGCCGAGGCACUGAAGAAGCACCAACGAAGACAUUCGCUACCCGAUUUGAAGAAGUACAGUCUGAGAGUAGACCCGAAAACUUUGGCUGGCGAACGGCAAGAUCUGACGCUAGUGGAAACGAAUGGCGAUAGCAGCAGCGGGAGUAGCCCCUCCGAAGAAGAGGCUAUUUCGGCUGCGACACACUUUAACAAGAAGCAAGAGCAAAAGACUGAAGAGCACAUUCGUCGGAAUAUGGCGUUGUUCCAGGAGAUUCGCAAAAAUCUCACCAACUUGGGAGCACACAGGCCAGCACAGAUCGUUGGACCACCGGUAUCGCAGCUCGUGUCAAGCGGCACCCAAACAAUCGAAAGCUACCCACAGCCAUACGAACAGAUCAUCUACGGUAUUCUGCAGGAGGAACAAAAGUUCAAGGCCGACAUUGCGGUGAAGCGGCUACAGGAAAAAGCCGAACCCGGAAUCAAGAUGGAUCCGAACGCUAUGCUCGACAAAUACAUCGAGCUGUGCGUGAAGAAACGACUGGAAUCCGGUGACCCGCGAAGAAUAGAAGAAAUGUACCGUGACCAUAUCAAGCUGCUGAACCUGCAGUUACAGUUUGAGAAGCAUCGAAGGGAAAUCCACGCUGAGCGAAACCGACGUCUGUUGGGGAAGAGCAGGGUGAUACGGGCGUUGGAACAGAACAAUGAUGCACUGAAGGACCAGGUUUCCCGACUGACCAAAGAGAUUAGUUCGCUGAGCACGGAGUUGGCGAGUCUAAGGCGUAAGACCAACAUGGACUGGACCAAAAACUCGACGGAAGUCGUUGAACUGAAGGAGCGAUAUGCGGCGGAAACUCGAAAGAAUCAGGAUCUACAGCUGAAGAUCAAGGAACUAGAAAUUGCUCUAAAUGAAGACACGCGAACGCGCAAGGAGCAAACAGUGGCCCUCGAACAGGCGCGCGGGGAACUAUUCGACAUGACCAACGAGAUGGAACAGGCGCUACACAAGGCUGAUCUGGGUCAGCAGUACCGGGAUGAGCUGACGCGGUUACAGUGCGAAAUGAUUCUCAUGGGGGAAAUUCAACUCAAAUGCAAAGAACGUCUGGCCGAGCUGGACAGUCUGAAGGCCAGGGACGCGGAGAUUGCAAUGAUUCAGGAAACGUACCAGGACGAGGUGAAAGAUUUGAAGCUCAGCUUGGAGAUGAAGUCCUCUCAGCUGGACUCGGCCAAAGAACGACUGACGGAACUGGAGCAACAGCUCAUGAAGCGCGAUGAAACCAUCACGUUACAGAAACGCAUGCUGAAAACGGUCAAGGAAGAGCAUAAGGAGCAGUUUAAUGCUCUUGAGCGCAAAUACCAUGCACAAAAAGCGAUCGUGGUCAAAAUGGAGGAAGCAAUCCUGGAGCUACGGGUCAAUGCUGUCGCUCGUUCGCCCGAUUCCGACCGAACAGAUGCCGUUGGCUCGCUGGACCACACGUCUCCUCUGUCGAUCUCGUUGGCUUCGAGCGAGGGGUUGUCCGAGAUCAAAAACCUUGCCCUGGUGGUCCAAUCCGGUGGGAGCACUAUGAGCAACAAUAACCACGAGCUGGACUCUAAUCUGCCCACGCCGACCAGUGUACCUCUGCCACCGCUACCGUUGGACAAUAAUAAUCCCCUGUCGACCGCUGCCGGUCCCAUAGCGAUUGCCAGCUCUAGCGGAAGACCUCCGCUGCCGCCUUCCGCAGGCAUUGAUCCCAUGCCAGGACCUAGCCAGCGACUGUGAACAAAACUCCUUCGCCAUCACCAGCAUGCUUUCGGUACUUUGCCUUGUUUUGUUCCGGCUGCUUUACCCCCGAUAGUCACAGGAAAAGAAAAGUUGUUUUUUCUACUAUUGUUUGUUAACCUAUUGAAUUGAUUAUUGCGUUGAAAUCAAAAACUAGAAAUCCCGCGGGAUUUGAUCUGAUAGCGAAUCCUACUUGUAAGGAUGGAACAGAUGCAUGUGUGUUGCAGUAUCCUAGAGGACAUAUUUUUAUGAAAAGUGCGGAAAUACAAAAAGUCAGGAGGAAAAAUCGGAUGAAACUAACAGCUCACAAGAAAGAUCACGUGGCGCUGUCACGGAGACAAAGAACUGAAAAGACUGUUGUGGAAUAUUCUCAAAUCGGAAAACAGUGAGGCCUGAGAGUUUUCUCUUCAACACAAAGAGGAGAUAAUUCGCUUUGAUUGCGUUACUGAAAUGAUAAGAAAAAUGUAGCAUUAGUUUGUUGAAGAACAUUAUUCUAUUGAAAUAAGGCGAAACAUAAGUGAAACUAAAUUAUCGAUUUAGGAGAGUUAACUACAGCAAAGUUCUAACAAAAGAAAACAUAACAAUGUGAACCCUUCUGAACCUACAGCAGCGCAACGUCUGACCAUUCCGUGGGACGACAAGCAGAUUCGGAGAGAGAGAGAGAGAGUGGAUGAAAAAAAAUGAAACAUUAAAGAAGAGACGUUGAAGUUGA
Messenger RNA from Aedes aegypti (yellow fever mosquito), 5156 nucleotides. RefSeq names its product hamartin (gene Tsc1). Gene Ontology annotation, cellular component: TSC1-TSC2 complex. The transcript has 5 exons. The record is from RefSeq and is a predicted model, not a curated record. Bases 806 to 4444 code for a protein of 1212 amino acids. Gene Ontology annotation, biological process: negative regulation of TOR signaling; negative regulation of cell population proliferation; regulation of cell cycle. NCBI's taxonomy places the organism in Eukaryota, Metazoa, Arthropoda, Insecta, Diptera, Culicidae.